AUGCUGCUCGUAAUAUUCUUUGUCGUUUCUUUGCUAACGCUGGCGUACCGUGCAUUCCGGUACCGUUUGACCUACUGGAAACGGCAUGGUAUCCCGCAGUUCCAACCUGCGAUUCCGUUCGGCGACUUCGGUUCGGUCUUUCGCCAGAAUCGCUUCUACGGAGAGCUGCUUGAAGAUCUGUACCUCCAAAGCAAGCAUCUUCCACUCGUCGGAAUCUACGUUACAUUCCGCCCGGUGUUGGUCGCCGUCGACCGGGAGUUGAUCAAAGCCAUUUUGGUGCGGGACGCCGAGUGUUUCGGCGAUCGUGGAUUGAACAUCGAUGGGGAUCGUGAUCCCAUGGCGGCGAAUAUUUUCCACAUUCAAGGCGACCGAGCCAAGGAUCUUCGCUCGCGGUUGUAUUCGACGUUUUCCGCCGCCAAAAUGCGUGGGUAUUUCAUGCAGUUGAGCAGUACGGCGUUCUCGCUGGUUGGGGCGCUCGAAAGGUCCGCUGGAAGCGUUGUUGAGGUACAGGACGUGAUGAGUCGAUAUACUACCGACGGGACGGCUGCUGUGCUGUUUGGGCUGGAGGCCGAUUCGAUCAACGAUGAGCAUGAUAUGUUCAGGGAGAUGGCAAGGAGGGCGGUCGCAGUUGAUGCGUUCAAUUUGAUGUGGAUUGCGUUUUACUUUUUGGCACCAAAGUUUAAGAAUUGGUUGGGGAUUAAGUUUGUUGACUCGGUAGUGGAGAGUUUCAUGAUCAGCAUGGUCCGGAAGAUAAGCGAACACAGAGAGCGUGAAAAAGGUGAUCAGGACUUGAUACAGAUGUUGUUGGAUCUUCGAAGCUCUGAUCUAGCGCUGAAAGACGAAAUGGUAGCCGCACAUGCGUUGUUUUUCAUAAUUGAAUCCUAUGAAGCAUCAACUACGACGACUUCAUUCUGCUUGUACGAACUUGCCAAGAACGUCGAAAUUCAGCGAAAAGCCCAGCAAGAGAUCGAUUCUGUGAUAUCCAAAGAAGAAGGAGAACUGACUGUUGAAAACAUGACCGACAUGCGUUACGUGGAUUGGUGCAUCAACGAAACGUACCGAAAGUAUCCCACUUUGCCAAUUCUGUUUAGAAGAUGCACCAAGGACUACCUCGUAUCGGAACACAACAUCACAAUCCCGUCAGGCAGCACUGUGGUAAUCCCAUUGCUAGGACUCUCGAAUGAUCCGGAAUUCUUCCCGAGCCCUGAAGCCUUCCUUCCGGAACGGUUUGAAAACAGGCUAGACUACGGUCUACCUUUUUACCCCUUUGGAGCUGGACCAAGGAGUUGUAUUGCCAAGCGGUUGGGUCACCUGCAAACCAAGGUGGCGCUGGUGAUGCUGUUGGCCAAGUUUGACAUCGCGCUGGCCAAUCCGGACGAGGGAUCGGUGCAAUUUCAUCCCAAGUUCUUCAUUACAAAACCUGUAAUUCACUGA
Culex quinquefasciatus (southern house mosquito) is the source of this 1434-nucleotide messenger RNA. RefSeq names its product probable cytochrome P450 6d4. Gene Ontology annotation, molecular function: monooxygenase activity; iron ion binding; heme binding. The record is from RefSeq and is a predicted model, not a curated record. Lineage: Eukaryota; Metazoa; Arthropoda; Insecta; Diptera; Culicidae. The coding region runs from base 1 to 1434 and encodes 477 amino acids. The transcript has 2 exons.